This is a messenger RNA of Cylicostephanus goldi, 618 nucleotides long. NCBI's taxonomy places the organism in Eukaryota, Metazoa, Nematoda, Chromadorea, Rhabditida, Strongylidae. The record is from the annotation of a GenBank genome assembly.
CUCUGCGCGUCCUCAUGUCUUUACCUUCAAACAGUGACAGAUGGAAAGGCAUUACAACUAAUCGAGGGCAGAUCAGAGUUUUUUCAUGAGGCUGUUUUAGAAAACCCUGCACUUUUCUCUCAAUCUUUCUGGUAUUUGGGGAUUUGCGACGUUGAUGUGGCAUAUCGGUACCUUACGAGCGACCGCUCUGCUCAAAGACCAGGGUUAUUUGUGAUCUUUUCACCUCUCUGUUUGAAUCCGGAUCCGAACGAUUAUCGUCCCUUUUUGCUAAUGUUUCUAUGUAAAAAGACGGGAAAAACUAAAGAAAUUUUGAAAGCUGAGCGAGCAGGUAAAUUACUUUUAGUUACAGAUGUGACGAAAUUCCUUAUAACACUUACACCAUUGCAGAUGCUGACUAUCACGAGAUCCCUUCUUGGACACUACGAACUUUUUGGCAAUAGAUAUCACACCUUGUACGAUUUAGUGUACCAUCUUUCGCAAACGGACUCUGAAUUACCUCACAGACUGAUAUAUGAGACCCUUUCCACGGUCAGUCUGCGCACUUUCGAAAGAUGUGCAAUGGGCUGCUCGACAAUUCGAUCAGGUCGGUUUGUUUACGACGGUUGCGUACUGAUCUAG